GGGCCGCGAUCCGCGGCGGAAAGGAAAUGGCGGCGCCCGGGAGGCCGCGUGGGGAGAAGGAGGAAGAGGCGGCUGAAGAGGUUGCGGUGCAGGCCAAGCGGCCCCGCGGGCAGCGACGGCUCUUGGUGGUGCUGGAAGGGGCGAGUCUGGAGACCGUGAAGGUGGGGAAGACGUUCGAGCUGCUUAACUGCGACAAGCACAAAGCGCUGCUGCUGCGGAACGGCCGGGACCCCGGGGAGGUGCGGCCCGACAUCACCCACCAGAGUCUCCUGAUGCUUAUGGACAGCCCCCUGAAUCGGGCUGGUCUUCUGCAGGUUUAUAUCCAUACCCAGAAGAAUGUUCUAAUUGAAGUCAAUCCCCAAACCAGAAUCCCAAGAACCUUUGAUCGAUUCUGUGGUCUUAUGGUUCAGUUGCUGCAUAAGCUCAGCGUUCGAGCAGCGGAUGGGCCUCAGAAGUUACUGAAGGUGAUUAAAAAUCCAGUCAGUGAUCAUCUCCCCGUGGGCUGUAUGAAGAUAGGUACCUCAUUUGCAGUGCCAAAGGUGUCAGAUCUGCGUGAGCUGGUUCCUGCAGCAGAGCCAGUUGCCAUUGUUGUGGGAGCUUUUGCCCAUGGGUCGGUCAAUGUUGACUAUACAGAAAAGAUGGUCUCCAUCAGCAACUAUCCCCUCUCUGCUGCCCUGACAUGUGCUAAAAUUACUACUGCCUUUGAGGAAGUCUGGGGAGUAGUGUGAGCUGCUGCUGCUGCUCCUUUCCUGAGGGACUCUUACACAGUGACUCCAGAUUCUGGAGAGGUUCUCUUACUUAGGUGUGGACCUGGAGGACUUUGGGCUCCUGGAAGGGAAAAGGCUUCUAUUUUGUCCUUGUAGCUUCUGGAGCAAUGAAACUUUAAAUGCACAGCCCCUUGACCUUUUUUCCUUGUAUUAAAGGCCACUUUUU
This is a messenger RNA of Calypte anna (Anna's hummingbird), 933 nucleotides long. It is a transcript of the gene EMG1, whose product is annotated as EMG1 N1-specific pseudouridine methyltransferase. Gene Ontology annotation, molecular function: rRNA (pseudouridine) methyltransferase activity; rRNA binding. Gene Ontology annotation, biological process: rRNA base methylation. The transcript has 6 exons. The coding region runs from base 27 to 728 and encodes 233 amino acids. The record is from RefSeq and is a predicted model, not a curated record. NCBI's taxonomy places the organism in Eukaryota, Metazoa, Chordata, Aves, Apodiformes, Trochilidae. Gene Ontology annotation, cellular component: nucleolus; small-subunit processome.